UCGGUCUGCUGACGUUCCAUUCAAAGAUGGCGUUGACGAGUGCGCCAUGUUUCUCGUGAUGUCCGAGCGUUAGAUAGACUUUUUCAGACGCGUGAUCCGUAUGAGCAAAAUGGCUGAUGAUGACCCGUGGUUACUGAAGGAAGACGGCUGCCUGAACGUGGACACCGAGUGCAAGAGCAUCAUCUAUCACGCCAGUCUAAACGUUCUGCUCAUCAUCACUGGCAGCGCACAAGUAUACGUGUUCGAUGUCAACUCCGGCGUGAUCCUGCAGAGGAGUUCCCUGUCGGGUAAAGCAAAUGGGAAAUUGCAAGGAAUAUAUUUAGCAGAUGGUAUAGACAAAGUACUCUAUACUGAUGGGCGAGGGAUUGGUAUACGUAGUGAUUACAAUGGAGUCUUGCUAUUGGAUACAAUUUUGCAAACUCCAGUUUCUAAAAGUGAAGAUAUUGUAAAGUUGGAGCUACUGUUGUCAGAGGCAAUAAUAUUACUUCAAUGCCUACAAUGUGUAGAAUUGCCAAGUGUAGAACAUGUGCUGGAAGUGUUGCAAGAACUUUCAAGUAAAAUCGCGGCGGCACAAACAAAUCAGAAAAAAGGCAUUAAAGCUCAGAAAUGGAAUACAAUAUGCUUGGAGUUACCACAUGGAUCUUUGAAGCUCGUCUGUUCCGGCUUAGUGAUGGAAUUAAAGAGGCAAAAUCGGCAUAUAGCGGCGCUGCCCAUUGCCUCCGCAAUCAAUGAACGAUUAAAUGGCCUAUUGCCCAGUCUUGCGUUAGAAGGUGGUCCCACCGAUAGGGCGUUAAUGUUUAGUGAAGCAGCACGUCGUAAUACUUUUCCAAAAUGGCCACAUAUGAAUUACAAAUGGGCUUUACCCGAUCAAAUGGCACAGGCUGGUUUCUAUCACGAGCCGAAUGCCACAGGUGACGAUAGGGCCAUGUGUUUUACCUGUAAUGUAUGCUUGGUAUGUUGGGAGCCUACGGAUGAGCCGUGGUCAGAACAUGAGAGGCAUUCACCGGCAUGUCCAUUCGUUAAGGGUGAAUAUACACAGAAUGUUCCGUUAUCUGUUACUCUCGCAACAGCUCCCGCUCGCGAAGUAGGCGAUACAGUUGAUGUUAUAGGCACUACUAAUGUCACGGGCCUCGCGGCUACAGCCUCUUCUAAUGGUUUUGUAAAUAUUUGGAAUAUAACAAAUCAGUUGAAGAGAGAAGUAUCAUGUUAUAUAUCAUCCUUAGAUCAAGAAAUAAACAACAAAGAAACGAUCCAGUUUUGUGCUGCGAGAAAUUUGUCUUCAUAUUUAACAAAUUUAGGCUCGGAUUCGGAUCCACUUUCGGAAUAUAAGCCCUCGUCGUUUUACAAAGUACAAGUUACAGCACUGUCGGUGGUAGGAUCACCAGUAACCCUGAAGGAGGAAGUAAAAGGCACCAACUCCACAACUUCAUCGUCCAUAAACAUCGAGACAGUAGAGCAUAAAAUUCGACCGUGUUUAGUGUGCGGGGUUACAAUGACAGCUAACAAUCCCUCGCAAUUGAGAACUUUAGAAAAUGUAUGGGCCGCGUCGAGCGAUUUAGCAAGCUCAUCGUCGUUGGUUCGUGCAAUGAACAGUGUAAAUAGUGCCGCCAGUGAUACUCUAGACAUAAUGAAGGUAGCAGGUGAUAGGUACAUAUCGUCGAGGUUGCAUUACUUAGUAUUGUAUGACUUUCAUCAUAAAGCUGCGACAGCGCAACCCAUCAAGGAAGAUAAUUCUAAAGACUCGAAGACUAAGAAAACCUUAUCUGGGACAGGGACUAGUGCGAGUUCAAACGGCGGACGUCAAGAGAGUUUGUAUCAAGAGCUCUUUCUCAGCAAAAUUUUUUAUGAAGUGCCAGUUAUUGAAGAUGUAGAUUCGGACAUGGUAGUCGGUCCGCAUUACGACGGUAUCUUCCCGACUAGUACCCUUACCGCCUCGUCCUCCAAUGGCAUUUAUUCAAGUCCAAUCAGUAUUCCUUUUUAUCCGGCUCCGACAACAUCAACUCCUUACGAUUCCAAUCUUGCUCCUAUCAACGGUUCGACUCACUUCGCUUCGACAUCUGAUUUGACAACGAUAAAUAAAAAGAGCUUAGAUCUUGUAAAAAUUACCAAGGAGGAACCGGUGGUCGUCAAGACGCUAGCGAUAAAUGCUCCGGAUUCUCUUUGUAUUACGUAUAUAACUCCGUCCAAGGACGGAAGAUAUCUGUAUGUCGCGAUGUGUCCUGCGGCGGAUAAUACUUCCGCCGAAUCCUCGUCGAAUACCAAUCAGAUGGACGUUGACGACGAGAGUGAUUUCUUUCCCCAGAAAAGUUACAUGUAUUGGGACCAUAACGAUAGUCAGUCCAGCAAAUUAAUAAAUGGCGAAAUUCAUAAUAACGAGAACAAUACGAAUGCCAUAUUGCUCGUGUACGCUUUGGAUUUUACUGGCUCAGUAGUAAAAGUGGCAUCGGAACCGUUGGUGAAGCGGGAAUUACCAUUAGAACAGGCGCCGAUAGAACACGUACUUCUUCCUCUUCACGAGAAACAAAAGUGUACGUCGUUUUCUACUAACUCUAAUACCAAUUCUGCUAGUAAUUCAGUCAUACAAGAACCUGCCGGACAAAUUGCCCUUGUAUGCAAGGAUGGUGUGGUUAGAUUAUUAAACUUAAGUACACUGAAGACUGUAACAGAAGCAAGAUUAGAUGGAAAGAAAUUCAUCUCCGCGACUUAUUGCAACAGUUUGGAAAGGCUGUGUGUGUGCACAAGUGAUGGCACAUUGCAUUUCUUCAUUACAGCAGAGGAAGAGGAUUCCGCGGAGGAGAAAGAAGAUAUUGAUGAUGUGAAUAUGGGUAGUGAGGGAAAUUGUACUUGUGAAAAUAUAGCUCCUAGCACAUCAACGUCAUCGAUUUGCUACGAUGAACUAUUAGCGCAUAAAUCGAAUUUCUCUUACUGGGACUUAGGGCUAUUAUAUGAGCUUACACGAUUUAGUCGACAUUCCCCCGCGUACAGCGCGACUGUUCCUCCGUGUUGGAGUGAAAUGAUGCAAGCUCAGAGACAAAGACGUCAUCCGCAACAUCUGCAUCAAUCGGAAGAUCAGCAUCAUACAAGAACAUGGCGGUUGCAAAAUGAUGCGACUACUUGGGAUGAACAUGUAUUCGAACUUACUUUACCUCGAAGCGCAGCAGGAAGUAUAGGGCAUGUUGAUGUCCGAUUUACCUUGCAUGCGUUCUGUCAAGAGUUACCGACUAUUCAAGUUACUUUGUUGAAGCAAAAUAUAAAGAGGAUAGGCCAUCAAAAAAUACCGACCACUCCUGUAGAUGAAAGAAUUGAAUUUAAUAUAGGAACCGAUCAGAAAAAUGAGAAUCCGGUUAUUACAGAAGAAUAUCAACGUCAGCACAACACCGAGAUUCUCUGUGGUCCUAUUGACUUGCAUCGUUGCGUAGACUUAUCCUGUCGCUCGGGAUGUGUAACGUUGACAAGCCCAAAAUUGUUUCGCUCGAAAGCUAGAACAUUACUUGUUCAUAUUAAAGCUUUAGUAGAUCAAAAGGAUGGAACAUCUACAAAGUCGAAAGCAAAUUUAGCUGAAAGUAAACCACCUACGUGCAAAAAGUUAAAGAUAUUUGAAGUACGACCACUUGUACCCCCAAAUGCUGGGGAACGAUUAGAAGAAGGUGCGAAUAGUAAGAAGUUAGGCUGCUACAUUGGUUGCAACUGGAUUCACGAGAUUUCCAUCACAGUGCGAUCAGUAAAUCCUACCAGCAUGCCUGACGAAAGAAUGCAAAGGUGUGCUAUGUUAGAAUCCAAAACCUUUGUUGAUAAUCUUCUGAAUGUCGCAUGUUUACAAGUACCUGUCGACUCUCCUGUCGUACAAUCUAUAGCUCUUGACAUUCUAAUAUGGGUAGCUUCAAUAAGACUAACAAGAUUGCGUAGCAUUCAGAAUAGCGCGGAGAUCAAAGCUCUUCAAUUAGAGACGAUACGCUCCGUACAAGGGCGAUUAUCUAGCUUGUUACGAACCUGUCUGUUGCAUGCUGGCAGGAGUAUAGCACACAAAUGUGUUAAAUUAAUUGUCCUUUGUAGCGGAGGAUUUUAUAAUAUAGAGGAUUCACCGGCACAAACUUUUGACGAGGCCAUGCUCUCUGUAUUGGUCAAUUUGUUGCCGUCGAUAGUAGAAGUUCACUGGGCUGGUUCAUUGAGAUGGCUCCAAUUACUCAUUACCAGAUUUUUGCCAUUAGAUAGAAAUUACAGUAUUGCCCAUAAAUGUAUCUCCCUAGUGCAACAGAUAGCAACUGAAAUAUCUAAUAGAGUGAAUCCUUACCAUUUAUUGCUCGCGACAAGAUUUGGUCUCUAUAACACACCUUUUGAAACGGAACUUUUCGACUUAGAGCCACCAAUGUUACCAAAGUUUAGUUCUAUACCUGUGACAUAUGCGUCUGUCGUAACUACCGAGCAAACAGGUCCAUCUAUCGCUUCGUCGAACGCUGUACACUCAUCCAAGAUAUCGCAAGAUUCUAUUGAUUUGAGGGACCUACUCACACUGCCUACACAUCCCGCUAGUGAAUUUGUAAUAUCUAGCAAAUUAAAGGCAUUAUGCGCUAAUCAUAAUAUGAAGGGUCUUCUCGAGGUCGAACCUCUUCAUUUUACUUGUCAUGCUGCCUCCGAUGGUACGAAGAUGGAAAAGAUUGAUCCCGGCAUGAACACAAUUAAUAUUGGACCGACUUUGUACGACAGUACAACGACAAGCAACAACGGUGUACCCGACAUUAAAACGAUACAUCAUACAUAUAACUUGGAUGCUGGAUCGCUAGGACAACAUGUUCAAGCUAAAUCGACAGCUACGUUAAGCGAUCUGCUUAGUAUGUAUACAGGAAGAGUGUUAAAGAAGCCGUCUCCGCAACUAUUGCUCACUCCUGAUGAACAAUCAGAUUAUGACGAAGCUAACGAAAUGUCUGGCGAUAACCAGACUUGGCAUAGCACGCAAAAUAAUAUGCCUAGUUCACACAUAUUAAAUUCCAUUGUAAUAAAAGAAAAGUCAUGCGUACAAAAUAUCAAUACCACUGUAAACAAAGUUGAGGAAGGCAAUAAUCCUAAAAAGCGAGACGAUAUUACAUUUCCAUGGGGAAGAUUGCUGUGUUGGCCACCUCAACAAGCGUUGGUAGUCGAACGAAUGCAUUCGGGAGCUCGUCGAUUCGUUAUUUUAGACUUUGGGUCACCCAUAUUGCUUACUGAUCUGAUGAUACCUUCAUGCAACGAUCUAGUGUCACUGUCUAUAGAUAUCUGGACCAAGAGUGAAGAAAUUGAUGGCACACGACUUAUUGUUGCUGGGGAUAUUGGAAGUAAGCCAUUGAUUGUCUCCGAUCUUCAGCCACCACCUGUGUGUAGAUAUCUCAAGAUUACUACGAUAGGACGCUAUGGAAUGUCCACAACUACGUGUAAAAUACCAUUAGGAAUGUUUUACGGACAUAUGGUAGUUUUGCCUGGAGAAGAUUAUUCAGAAAUAAACGAUGCUUCAUCGUUUGAUGCUGACAUUUUUGAUUCUUCUUUACAAACUACCAUUGAUACGCAAUGUAAUAUAUUAUCGGCUUUAGCGGAAGAUGUACAAUGCAGAUUUAGUUUAGCUACUGAAAGAUUAAAAACUUUGUUGGAUCCAUUAUUGUGUUCGGAAACUCCUAAUGUUAUGCAUAUGCAAAAUUACUUGUGUUACAAUAAGAUUCCUAAUGAAAGUAAGGAACAGCCAUCGGCGAAGAUAAUGUCGACGUAUCAAGAAUGUAUUAUGUUUCAACAUCAAUUAAACAUUGUACGAAGUGUCUGGCGACGUCUCGAGUGGUGGAGAGGUUUGCGAAGUAUGCCAACAACAUCUUUAGCUAAUGCACCCAGUGAUAAAUUACGAGUUUUAGAAGAAACAUUACUUGAUAUUUUAUUGUAUACUGUGUACGAAAUUGGUCCUGUACCUAGUGUAUAUCGACCGACAUCGUUAUACGAAGUUUUUACUCCAACGAUUUGUGAAAAGUUUUUCCACUCGAUAUGUGUUGUAACUCCAGCUCCACGUUUGCAACUUCACGCUGCUGCGCUCUUAGCUGGCAUGGCAGGGCAUCAACCAUGGUGGGGAAAUUUCUUAUCCAAUACUUUAAUAAAUCUUUAUUCGUCGUCGUCGACUCAUAUUUUCCCUCAAGACAGGGUAUUUAUUUUGUUAACGUUUCUUGGGCGGAAAUCAUUACUAGCCGGGGGAAAUAAAUCUUCAGUUAUAGAAGCUAUGGUUCGUACAUUGGGUAAAUUAUUGAUUCCGCUUACGAACGCACAGCCAUCUAAUUCUACUCGACUGGACAUUAUCUUAAUAGGCUGGGUAUUAUUGUUUCUAUCAGUAUGCUUAGAUACUAUUACACCUCCGCCUUGUUUCGAAGACAAUCAUGAGAAAACUAAAGAACAAGGUUUAUUUUCCCGUUGGGAAUUUAUUCAAGGAGAAUCAGCUAUGCAAAGGAGAUAUGUUAAUGCUAAUCGGUCAUCAGCCUCUCGUAGUUACCGUAAAAGAUUACAGAAACGUUUGUUGCAUCAUAAACAACAACUUCAUGAAUUAGAACAAGCAAAAAAGUCUGCAGCGUCAAAAGGAUUGAUGACUCUUUCGUCUGAUGCUGCUACAUUGUACAAUAAAGUAGAAGCGACCCUGAAGGUUCAAGAACGUUAUUUCAAGAAGACGCUAAAACAACAUUCUGCCAAGCAUUACAAAGAUAUUCUUAAGAAAAAUGAGGCGCUGUUCCGUGGUCCGUGUUGCAGUCAAGCGCGAUCCAGCACUAGCAAAUCGGAUGUUAUGGAUUUGGAAGUCGAAUACAAUGUGACGAACUUAUCCCAUCAGAAUGUUUUACCAGUGGCACGUGGUCUCGUUGCGCUCAUUUUACAUAAUUCGGCUAAUGUGGAUAUGUUUUUAUUAGCUUGCAAGGUAGUCGCUAGGCUAGUAGUAUCUACACGACCUGCAAUAGGCUUGUGUGAGCUUAUGACCGAGGAACAACUCUUGAAAUUAAUCAGAUUGGCAACAGACACAUCUGAUGCUGCUUGGUCGUCACAUGCUGUUUCUUGUCUUCUCAUGGACUUAUUGGAAGGAGGACGAUUGUAUCCCAAAGCAUGUACUUCUACGCACGAAGGUAGUCCAUCGGAAGAGAUUUUGGAGUCUCUAGGAAAUCAUACAGAGGAAAGUCGUACAGUGGAAGAGGAUUCAGCCAAUGUUGCUAGUACGAGUGCACCUGCUACUGCAUUAAAUGAAGGAUUCGCCGAAGGAGACGCGGACGAGGACGCGCAAGAUAAUAUCGUGGUAACUUCAACUACCGCUGGCACGUCAAAGUCCAAUGGCUAUCUGCCAUCCCUUUUAGAAUCCGAUGACAGCGAAUUGGAAGACUUUUUGGACGAUAUAUUGGAACGUGGCAGGAAUAUGUUGAAGAAAGAUAGCACAGUAUCAAAAAUUUUAACUUCUGCCAUUACUGGGAGCAUUUCUUUAGCAAUGGAUGCACGCUUGGAAUAUGGAGUUGAAAUGGGUGUAGAAAUAUCACUGAGGAUAUUGUCUACAGUCGGCAUGUACAAUCUACCUCACAGUAUAAAUGCGACAAUACACGUGCCGACAGAAGCAAAUCGCUGUUGUCAACAAACGUUCCUACGUACCGAAACAAAUGAUAGAAGUCAAGAAACUGGAAACUUUUCUGAUCCUACCCCUUCUAAUCUUUCUAUGUUAACAAGAUGUUUUGAAAAGAUGUUUACAGACUUAUAUUUACGGAAUAACAGUACAAACUUGGAACUCGUUCUUCAACUUUGGUUUUCAUUGAAUAUGGAUGCUGCUACUGAACAUUCAAACUCGCAAUUUGAUCCUGCUUUAACACCUUUGAUUCCACUCAGUCCAACAGCUGUUUCGAGUUUAAUAUCUGCAUUAUUGUGGCAUACUGGUGUUUCUUUACGUGCUUGGUGUCUUGCAUUGCAAUGUUUAACUAUCGUCUGCAAUCAACCGUCACGAAGAUAUUCUGGUUUAGACGGCUUUACACCCAAUCCUUCUAUGGCUAAUUGUAUUGUUAAAGAACGCAACACAGGCCUCAUGUUGUUGCGCCUACUUUCCGGUAACGGAUUAAAUAUCAAUACGAUGGAUAAGCAAUAUAUUAUGGCUGGGCCUACAGUUUGCCAAGCAUUGCACGAUUUUCUCGUUAGAUUAGAAAUGAUGUGCGAUGUUAUUACAACAGAUAGCUGUUUAGGUAACUCUUUAAAAGAUCUUUUACUGCAAGUGGUGUAUCAACUUGUACAACCAAGCGGUCCUCUUAUCUCAAGAAAGGGACCUUUAGAUGCACAGUGCAAGCUAAUAACAUCUGUAGUUAAUUUGAAUUAUGUCAAUACCGACUUAGGCAUUGCUAUGAGCAUAUCCGAAUGUGUUGGUGUGUUGGUAUCAACAUACGUCAAAGGAUCUGAAGUUGGCGCACAAUGUGGAGGUGCGGUUGAUUCAGCAAACCAAUCUGGUAGUUUUGGUGGUCUAUUUGCAUGUGUGCUCGGUGGUGAUGCGAGACAAUGUCGCCCUGCAUCGUGGGAUACUUUAAUCGUGGCUCUGAUCAAAUUAGUGUGUACACUUAUCCAAACUCCUUUACCAAGUACUCGUCAAGAACAUUCGGAGGAAUCAGCGGAAAUGGAACUAUCUGAGACUUGGAGUUCUAGGAGCAAUACGAGUGAUUCUCAGAAUGCAAAUACUUGGCAAACCGAUGAGAGCAAAGCGGAACAACGAAAUUCUUUUUGCCUACAACAACCUAAGACCAGUAAAUCUUCUGUGCCUUGUCUCGCUGAUACUGUUUUACAGCACGAGCCAACUAUGAUGCGUUUACUAGGCGCUCUCGGUCAUAGCACAGGAUCCUCGUUAGCUAUGCUCUUAGGCGAAAGUGCAAGUGCAGCAUCGACUACCGAGCUCGGUGAUCCGGCUUCGAUACCGGAUGCAACGUUUCAACUCCUAACGACCCUUACGAAAAAAGCUAGCGAUCCAACCCUAGUUCUCAAACCUCUUUAUCACUAUCUUUCCUCAUCAUGCGGUGAAACUGAAUUAGGAGUUAUGCAAUUAUCUGAACCUCUUCUUUGGUACAUUCUGAGAGUGUUAGACAAUGCAUCGUCAUUAUCUAUUUUUACCGCAAUGGGUGGUGUAAAAGUACUCUGUGAGAAUCUUGUGAGGUCAAGUAACAGUGGUACCGCUGGUACUUCCAAUUCGUCGGGAGUGAUCGCUCUCGUUAUGGAACAUCUAUCGAAUGCGCCGAAUAUGAUGCAAAUGAUGGCGAGCAGCAGCAAGAAAGGCGUCAGUUCGCUAGAGACUCACGAUGAUGGUUUAUUGAAUUUCGCGCCUCUUGGUUCGAUAUCCUGGUUGAAUCCGACUGCGCAGCCGGCAGAUGUUCUUAUACAGAACGCUACUCCUCAUAAACGUGCAAGAACACCAGCGUGGUCGUAUCAUUUCUAUCCCGAUGAGGCAUGGGUUGAUCUUACCAUCACUUUACCGUGCGCAAUCUUGCUCAGGAAAGUGGAACUGCAACCGCACCUCACGGCGUUGUCCACAUGUCCAUCAGCUGUAGCACUUGAAGUUUCAAGAGAAAGUAAUGGUCCGCUAACGCCGGUUUGUCCGCCAAUGCCAACAGCGGGCUUAACAUACAUACGCGUUACCUUAUCACAGCCAGAAGUCGCGACUUCUGUAUUGGUGCGCCUAUAUAAACCACGAGAUUCGACAAACAUAAAUCUUAGCCAAAUAAGAUUAUUAGGUACUACCGCAUUCGGCGAAAUUAAAACGAAUCCGGACACGAUAGACGAAGAACAACUAACAAAGACUAGCUUGGGUUGGUUGCGAUUGCUGCAUCAGUGUUUAUCGGUGAGCACACUGAACAGUAGUCUGGCCGUCGAGGUGCUUAAUUCCGCGGCUUCAGUCGAAGGCCUGGUUGAGGCAUGCUGCAACCUCCUGUUACUCCCAGCACCGUCUCUCUUUACUCCUAACCUGGAGAGGGUUCUAUUACAACUUGGCUUACACUCUCGAGAGCUUGGACUUCGUCUCAUUGGUCUCUUACUCAACAACAGGUCCACCCCUUUCUUCCAAGGGACUGUGACUUCCCAGGAAACGUCCAUCGUACAAUUGGUUGUUGAAUUGCUUCAGCAGUUGUGUUCCAUUCGGGACUUUAGCACGGAAGCUCGCAUGAAAGCUGUUCUUACGUGGCUGCAAAUAUCGGCCGCGAAUGGAAUACCUCAGACGAAUAAUAAUUCAGUGAAUCCACCAGCGGUAUAUAUUCAUUGUGUAUCUUCUAUCAUAUGGAAGGCUCAUCAACAGCAGAAUCACAAUUAUGAUCUACAAAUCUUACUGACGGAUGAACUAUUCUACUCAUUAUACAAAUGGACUCUAACUCUUGGCAACAACUCAGCUUUGAAACAAGCGAUUGAUUCUGUCCUGUGCGCUUUCUGCUAUGUGAGACCAUCGUUGUUGAUUCUGCUUUUAGAAUGGGUACAAAUUUUGGUACCAAAUAUCGCGGUAAAUCCGUCAACAUCCAUAUCCGAUGAUUGUAAAAAAAGCGAGGAACAAACGGAUGAUAAGAAAAGCGAUAUUAACGCUGAAGGAUGGUAUUGCCAGUUUAUUUUGCUGAAGCAUAAAUGGUUGCAUUUGACGGAGGGACAAUUACUGACUGUCGCUGCAGCAGCGCGUUCGCCCCCUGGUACUCAGCAAUUGAUCGAUUCCGGUCUUCCGGCAUUAUUGACAGCAUCGAUCACAGAUUUCUGUAAUUUGGAAAAGUCCAAGCAACUGCAGCAAGAUAGUAAAAUGGCAUCAGGUGAUAGCAAUGAGAAUAAUGUCAUGGAAGAUGUCAAUUCGACGGAUAGCGACAAGGCAGCAGGUUCUAGUUCUGGUUCGAAUAAUUCUGAUGGAUUAUGUAUGACAAAACCAGAGAAUAUAGCAAUAGUGAUAGAAUUUUUGACACUUGUAUGCGCGGAAGGCAGAAUGCGUGAUUGGCUUGGUGAAGAAGGCCGUGGUUUCUGGUUACCUCUUUUAUCGCUUCUUAGUAAUCGUCCUAUUGAAAGCCCGUCUGCAUCUGCAGCGAGUUGUUCAAAGACAAGCGCAUCAUAUGCUUUACUGGAAAGCGCUAUGAUUAAAUUCUUAUCGAGAUGUUGUUGGUGUCAUCUUGCUAAUCAAAAAUUACUAGCGAAGCUUCUUAUCGAAGUUAUUUCUCAACAACGAACUACUUCCAAUGUACGAUAUCUCCACGGCAUUUCUGGAUUUACGCGAAGAUUAAUUUUGCAAUUACUCUUGGAAGGAGAGAAAGUGUUGGUUUCGGUAACAUCGGAAGCUCCUAUGAAAGUUUCAGCAACCGCGACCAAUCAUAGUAUGUCAUCUAUGCCGCCACAUCCUGCUCAUCCCCUCGGUCACUAUCAUCAAUUAUUAUAUAUGUCAACACAAUCAACGGUGGCAGAUAUAUUACAACAAGUAUCAGGAACAUGGCUUCUCUUGUUACUUCCAAAUAUAUAUAAGGGUAACGAAGCAAGUUCUAAUGGAAACAAUCGUUCUCGUGAAUUCUGGGAAUCGGGAAUGUCAUUGGUGGUGGACACACUUAGCGUAGCUGCUGGGAAUACGGCGAAAGACAAGCGGGCUAAAGAAGUAUCGAAUAGAUCGCAAGCUCGUGGCCCUAUUAUUAGAAAAGCGCGUUUAACUUCUGACGGAACGCCGGUAGCGAGCAAAACCUUGACUAAUAAUGCACAAGCAAACCCAGCCAACACGACAAAUCAACAGUACCUUAUACAUUCGUCUCGUCCAAAUACUCCUCUACCGCCUCAGCUUACAAUCGCGCAACUCUUGGCGAUCGCUGAGGAUAGCGGCGUUUCGUUAUCUGAACCGUGCUUACAUCUUAUCUUACGUCAACGUAAUAAGGAUUCCAAAGAAGACACGGCGAAGCAGACUGAUAGCGAACUGUUGAACUACAGAAGCAUAGAAAGUUCAUUAGGCGUCUUCAGCGCCGGUGGCGGAUUGGCGGUGUUGGCACGUCAUUUGCCUUUAGUAUAUCCGGAUCCCGGAAGACCGUCGUUCUUCGUCGAGAAAUCGCCAUCGCCAGAGCAGACUGAUGCCGAUUGGGUAAAACUAGAGACCAACGAUGAUAUUUACGACGCCUUGGAGGAGGGUAGAACAAAUUGUCCACCGAAGACAUCGGUUCCCGCUCCUUACGUGCCACCACAUUCUCUCGCGGCUUUCGGUUUGUUCCUGAGAUUACCGGGCUAUGCCGAAGUGUUGCUGAGAGACAAGAAACGAGCGCAGUGUCUGCUGCGGCUGGCUCUCGGAGUUUCUGACGACGGCGAAGGCGGCGAGGUGCUGACCUCGCCCUUGGCUGCUUCAUUGCCGACCCUGCCGUUCCAAGUUCUGAAGCAACUGUUGGACGCCACAUCACCGACUACCGAUGAUGGGUUGCUUUUACGAGGGACAACCAUCGAAGUAGGCGCUAUGUUGCUACUGUUAAACUGUCUGGCGAUAUUCACGCACCAAACUGGACAGAACGACAGUUCAACCGAACAUAAGACCGGUCAGAUUGGCAGUGUGAUUGGUGGUAAUACUAGUGGAGGACGCAGCGAUGACAAUUCUCAUCUAUAUUGGGCAAAGGGUACUGGUUUCGGAACUGGAUCUACGCAACAAUCAUGGAAUGUGGAACAGGCACUGUUACGCCAACGAUGCGAGGAUGAGCAUGUGACAGUUUUAUUACAGGUUCUCGCUAGUUAUAUUGGUACAUCGGGAGGCGGACAACCCCAACAGGAACUACCUGCUUCAUUUCCCGAUCUACUGGCACGUUCGUGCUUACUUCCUGCAUUAUCAUCGUAUCUACGAAACGAUUCUGUUCUUGAUAUGGCCAGACAUAUACCUCUGUAUCGCGCGGUCUUGCAGUUACUCCGUGCGAUGGCACUCUCCAGUCAAUUAGCGCCACUUUUAUUACCGCGCGGUGGUAGAUCCGGAGAACCGUCCGUGGUGUCCCUCUUGUCGAGCAUGAAAGUGUGCGUGGACACUUACGUGAACAAAAUAAAUCGCACGAGGGGCAACAAAACGAACAUGAAAGUGAUGUCCAAGUAUCCCGACGAUACAGAACAGGAUGAAGGAUUGGCCACAUUAAUUCCCGAUAUACAGGAAAGCGCAACUAUAGUGAAAAACGCGACGUGCCGAUUAUCCGUUAUUGGCGAAGAACUCGGAUCGAGUCCAACAGCGCCGGAAUUACCAUUGCGUUCAAACUUGGAGCACCGAUACUUGGAAGUAAUGAAGAAUCUACAAUUCGAUACUUACGAAAUGAUUACUGAGAAUCCAGACGGUGGAGGUUAUAAAUUUACUGUUUCGUAUCACUUCGAAUCGAAUAUGAGGGCUGCCGGCGAAAGAAGUCAUCCAACCCGAGUGAAAAGAUUAGCCCAAGAAGCCGUCACGCUCUCGACAGCGUUGCCUCUGUCUUACAGUAGUAGUGUGUUUGUAAGAUGCGACGCAGAUAGAUUGGAUAUUAUGAAGGUACUCAUAACGGGGCCAGCAGAAACGCCGUACGCAAACGGUUGUUUUGAGUUUGACGUGUACUUCCCUCCUGAUUAUCCUAACAGCCCGAUGUUAAUAAACUUAGAAACAACGGGUCGUCAUACGGUGCGCUUCAAUCCGAAUUUAUAUAAUGACGGGAAGGUCUGUCUCAGCGUACUGAACACUUGGCAUGGUCGACCUGAGGAGAAGUGGAAUGCGCACACAAGUAGUUUUCUUCAGGUUUUAGUAUCAAUACAGUCGCUAAUCUUAGUGUCAGAACCCUAUUUCAAUGAGCCUGGAUACGAACGAUCACGGGGUACGUCAAGCGGUGCUCAAUCUAGUCAAGAGUACAAUGCGAAUAUUUGUCAGGCUACUGCCAAAUGGGCAAUGCUCGAUCAAAUACGCAAUCCUUGUCCAUGCUUUAAGGAGGUAAUACAUACUCACUUUUGGAUAAAAAGGCAUGAGAUUGUUGAACAACUGGAAGGAUGGAUAAGAGAUAUGGAAAUGCAUGGCUCAGAUCGUAGGUCAGGUCGUACCAUUUCUCUCAACGCAUUGUCUCUUAGGAGGCAUUAUAGACUAUUGAGGGAGGAACUAAAUAAACUGCCAACGCCCAAAGGAUUAGAGGAUUUGGCCGAACCUCUUGCAUCGCCAGGCUCGCCCAUCGAACUUUCAGGGACCCCAGGUACAACACCGAAUACACCAUCGACGAUUACGGCAUCCGCGACCGCUACAGUGGCUACUCCCAUCACUACUAACACUAUGGUUCCGAUCAGCAAUAGCAGCACGAGUAGCCAUGUGCAUCACGACAUCGAUACAGAUGUCGAGAUGGAGAAGAUGGUUUCGAAAAUGUGUGAAUAGCUAAAGGAUGUUAAUAGACAUUGUUGGACAUUUUGAAAAGAGUCUAUUGUUUGUGUUACGAAAUGAACAAAUGGACGUUAAACAUGAACAGAUGACACAACGGACUGAAAACAAGUGCACAGAUAUCUUGUCCAGCGGCCGAAUCACCGAUGCUUAGCCAAGACGUUAGAGAAGAAAGCAGUAAUGACUUUCGGCCGUAUACAUAAUAACGCUGAUGAUAAUUAUUACAAUGAUGCUGAUGAUGAGAAGAUGUAGGUAGAAAAAUAUAAGGCGUGGUAGAGCGAGAAUAAGUAAGAAUUUUACGAUAGAAAGAAAAUGCGAGAGAGUGAUCGAGCGAGCGAGCGUGUGCAUGAUGACAAUGAUAAGCGAAUGUGCGUAAUGGUAAAUCGUGUGCAUGGGCGAGAUUAAACGAGAGAAUGAAAGGGAGAACGAGAAUGAGACAGAUAGAGGCAAGAGAAUAAGUAGCGCGAAUGUAACAAACUCGUGCGUAGUAGAUACUUUUUAUAGCCGCUGCUAUAGUACGUGUACGCUGCAUUCUACUACUUCGUACUACCAUAAGUACCACAACUGUUAUUCGAUAUUUAUUAUACAUGUUCCUCGUUUGUGUAGCAUAACUCUGAAUUAGCUGCACUCUCAUGUGAAUUUUCGACAUUACGUUUAUAUCCUCUCCUUGUCGCUCGUGUCUUCCAAGAAUGACGCGGUCGCACAUUAAUGCCCGUGUAUAAAUGUACGUUCUCUUUUUAACGAUAUUUUACUUUAUCAAUAAUUGUAGUGCUUGUUUUCUCUUUUAUAUAUAUACACAUAUAUAUAUAUAUAGCUCUAUGUACGAUUCUAUCUAUGUAUGAUUAAAUCGCUGACGCAUCGUUCUCUUCGUUUUAAAUGUAUUUCUAUAUUGGGGGGGAUACAGUAUAAUUAUAUUUUAUUAGUAGAUCUGCUUUAUUAAAUAUCUCUUCAUGCACGAGCCGAUCGCCGAGCGUUUAAACAGAUUUGUUAUUAAAGGCUACGGGCGGCAACGAAGAGACAAUAUAAGCACGAUAGAAAUCGACGAAAGUAAGACGUGAUACGUGCAACUAAUUACGAGUUAUUGAUGUAGCAGGUAUCCCUGCGCGCAAUGCGAUCGAAUCUAAAUGACUGUCAUCUGAACGAGACGACGAUCUAGAUACAUCGUUAGAUAACGUUUAAUAUAAUAGUACGUGUUCUAUGUCGAUUGAACGAACAACUAAAAAAAAAAAAUGAUAUCUUGGAGAAAAUGGAAAACCAGGUGGUACAUUUCUCGCGUAAACGAGAAUUGCUCUUUGUAAUUGUAACAGCUACUUAGUACACGUAAAUUUCAUAUGAAUCGACCAUAUGAACGAAUAAAGUCACAUUGUUUUGA
Messenger RNA from Pogonomyrmex barbatus (red harvester ant), 15701 nucleotides. It is a transcript of the gene Bruce, whose product is annotated as BIR repeat containing ubiquitin-conjugating enzyme. Gene Ontology annotation, biological process: apoptotic process; negative regulation of apoptotic process; regulation of cytokinesis. Lineage: Eukaryota; Metazoa; Arthropoda; Insecta; Hymenoptera; Formicidae. The record is from RefSeq and is a predicted model, not a curated record. Gene Ontology annotation, cellular component: nucleus. Gene Ontology annotation, molecular function: cysteine-type endopeptidase inhibitor activity; ubiquitin-protein transferase activity.